CGUGAACUUUUAACCAGUCAAUUAUAUUAAUGGACGCAUGUGUUUGAUUUGAAGUUCUGAUUUUGGAGUUGCAUAAAACAGAAGAUGGUGUUUACAUGUCGUUUCUACCAAAACCAAUUCCCCGAGGUGGAAGAUGUUGUCAUGGUCAAUGUUAGAUCGAUUGCUGAAAUGGGAGCCUACGUGUACUUGCUGGAGUACAACAACAUAGAAGGCAUGAUUUUGCUCAGUGAACUGUCUAGAAGACGUAUUCGUUCCAUCAACAAGCUCAUCCGAGUUGGCAGGAGCGAAUGUGUUGUAGUCAUAAGAGUGGAUAAAGAUAAAGGUUACAUUGAUUUGUCUAAGAGAAGAGUUUCACAAGAGGAAAUAAUCAAAUGUGAGGAGAAAUUUGCUAAAGCCAAAGCUGUGAACAGUAUACUGAGACACGUGGCAGAGCUCCUGGACUACAGCUCCGAUCAAAAGUUGGAAGAACUGUACAUGAAAACAGCUUGGUUCUUUGAUGAAAAAUACAAUAAACCAGGUGCAUCGUACGAAGUAUUCAAGCAAGCCGUCUCGACACCCGAGAUCCUUGACGAGUGCCAGAUAGAUGAGGAAACUAAGGACGUCUUGUUGCAGAAUAUCAAGAGAAGAUUAACACCGCAGGCUGUCAAAAUCAGAGCUGAUGUUGAAGUUGCGUGUACCAACUACGAAGGUGUGGAUGCUGUAAAGAGAGCCCUCAAGAAAGGUAUCGAACUGUCCACAGAAGCACUGCCAAUUAAGAUAAAUCUGAUAGCUCCACCACUGUACGUGAUAACCACACAGACACUCGAGCGGUCGGAUGGCCUCAAGAUGUUAAACCAGGCUGUGGCAUCCAUCAAGGAGACCAUAGAGGAGGCAGGCGGGGUGUUCAAUGUGCAGCAACAGCCACGUGUUGUGUCCGACUUUGACGAGAUGGAGUUGGCCAAACAGCUUGAGAGACUGGAACAAGAGAACAGGGAGGUUUCUGGGGACGAGGACAGUGAGGACGAGAUCGGGAUGGGGGACAUUGAUGACAGUGAGGCUCCUAAAGAGGCCGGUGCAUCCACAGACCCAGACCCCAAAACCGUCACUGGGACAGAAAACUGAUGGAAAACACCAGUAAUGGUUUACUAAAACAAGUACCUGAGAAUUCAGGCCAAUCUCAGGUUUUUCCUGAUGGGGGUGGGUACCAGUAUUAUUUCUAAAGGUUUUUAUUCGCAGCAAGACACAUCUCGGUAUGGUUGUAUACACAUGUAUGUAUGUAAUGAGGUCCAGAUAUAGGCUUGCAAAAUAAGGUGGCAAACCAGCGCAUUUCGUCAGUUGUCCUGAUGUCAGCACUGGUGCUUUUCACGUUUUAAUGUUUGACAUGAUUACAGAUUAAUGACGGCGCCCACUUCUCAUUGUAUUUGGUACUUGGAGACUCAAACAGCACCCUGUUGUAAUGGUGUGGUCUUUACGUGCCUAUCAUAGUCUGCAUCGAGAUCAUUUCUUCAACAGUUACAUAAUACACGAAUGCUUUGAUGAACAAAAUAGACUUUGGACAACUGCAGAACUAGGCUAAGUAACAUACCAUGAUCAUAUUGUUUUAAUGAAUAAUUACUUAUUUGAGUUUAUAAAAGUUCUAAAUUUAAGUCUGAAUUGUUGCUUAUUAUUUGUAUCACAUAAGUUUAAAGUUUACAGAUUGGAAGCGUAAAUGCUGAUUUUAAAAAUUAAUAAGCACAUGGCAUGCAGUCCAUGUUUCUGAUUCAAGAAACCGUUAUUGAAGCCUAAGUGCAAAUUUUAGAUGUUUUAUAAAUACAGGUCUACAGUUCAUGUUUAUGAUUCAACAAACUGAUAUUUGAUUCCAAGUUCACAGGCAACAGGACUACCCUGCUAUUAAGUGUAUCUCUCAAAUGUUUGAUAUGUAAAUAUUUUGUAUAUGUUAUUUCUUGAAAAGUAGUCAGACUGUUGUUAGGUUGCCGACACUAUUGAUAUAUUUCUUUUUAUACAUUUAGGUUUGCAUAUGUGAAUUUGUUUGUCUUAAAAUCUUACAUAAAAACAUUUGAUAACAUUGUAAAUAGUGCAAAUAAAAUGGAAAUCUGUGCAAUUACAUUUUCGGUUAGGUUGUUAGAACAGAAAUAUUUGUAUGUCAAUUCUAGCACAAAAUAUUUUGUCAAUUACUGUAAUAAUAAUUGAAUGAUAUUAUAACAUUCAAAUGUUUCGAUAUGACAGCAACAUUGUGAAAUAAAUGUACUUGUCUGUCAUCUUUGUUUCUGGUAUUUAUUGAAAUAAAUCAUAUAUUUGUCA
Gigantopelta aegis is the source of this 2280-nucleotide messenger RNA. Its product is annotated as eukaryotic translation initiation factor 2 subunit 1-like. Gene Ontology annotation, cellular component: eukaryotic translation initiation factor 2 complex; multi-eIF complex; eukaryotic 48S preinitiation complex. Bases 85 to 1101 code for a protein of 338 amino acids. The transcript is spliced from 8 exons. The record is from RefSeq and is a predicted model, not a curated record. Gene Ontology annotation, molecular function: ribosome binding; RNA binding; translation initiation factor activity. NCBI's taxonomy places the organism in Eukaryota, Metazoa, Mollusca, Gastropoda, Neomphalida, Peltospiridae.